CACCGCCGCUGUCCGUAGCUGGCGUUCCAACAUGGCGGCUCCCCAAGACGUCCACGUCCGGAUCUGUAACCAAGAGAUUGUCAAAUUCGACCUGGAAGUGAAGGCGCUUAUUCAGGAUAUUCGCGAUUGUUCAGGACCCUUAAGCGCACUUACCGAACUGAAUACUAAAGUGAAAGAGAAGUUUCAGCAGUUACGACACAGAAUACAGGAGCUUGAGCAGUCGGCUAAAGAGCAAGACAAAGAGUCGGAGAAGCAGCUUCUACUCCAGGAAGUGGAGAAUCACAAAAAGCAGAUGCUCAGCAAUCAGACCUCGUGGAGGAAAGCGAAUCUCACUUGCAAAAUUGCCAUCGACAAUCUAGAGAAAGCAGAACUUCUCCAGGGAGGGGAUCUCUUGAGGCAAAGGAAAACCACCAAGGAGAGCCUGGCCCAGACAUCCAGCGCCAUCACCGAGAGCCUCAUGGGCAUCAGCAAGAUGAUGUCCCAGCAGGUCCAGCAGAGUGAGGAAACCAUGCAUACCCUAGUCAACUCUUCGCGAACCAUCCUAGAUGCAAAUGAAGAAUUCAAGUCCAUGUCGGGGACCAUCCAGCUGGGCCGAAAGCUCAUCACCAAGUACAACCGCCGGGAGCUGACAGACAAGCUGCUCAUCUUCCUUGCCCUGGCCCUUUUCCUCGCCACAGUCCUCUAUAUUGUGAAAAAGCGGCUCUUCCCCUUUCUGUGAGGUUGAGGGCUGCCAGCUCUGGCCCCUAAGCUCCUGUUUCAGGAUCCGUCCAGGCUUCUGAGCUCCAGCCCAGGCUGCCAAACUGAGCCACCCCAGCCAGCUGCCUGGUUGCUCAGCAGGUCUGAUGAAGAGGCAGCACAUCGGCUUUCUGUAAGUGGCUUGUCCCGUGGCAGGGGCAUCCUAUCACUUCGAGGCCAUCCUCGGAUGCCUGCGGGACACAGGCACUCCCUGCUCACUGUGCUGUCAUGACUGUGGGUGGCUGCCUCAUGGCGUUUAAGAUCCCAACUUUGGGACUUGAGGCUCCUCUCUCCCUUUCCCUGCCAGGGCCUUCAAGGCUGGAUCUGGUGGAGAGAAGAGGUGACAAAAAGGAUGAGAAAACUCAUUCCUGUUCCAUAAGUAAACGUUGACUAUUUAAUAGGGCAUCAUGCGUUUGGUGUUAGAAGGUCUCCCUCUGGGGAUCUGUGUGGCUCUUUUCCUGAUAGCCAGGUUUCUAGGUGUGAACUUGGGUUGUUUAUUCAUUCAGCAGAGAGUGACUAAGCAGCUGCCACAUGUGUGGUGCAGAGACAGUGCUGAGCACCACACGUGCACCAGCAGGCCUGGCCCCUCCCUCCAGCAGCAGCAGAAAUAAGGUGGUGCGGGCUCUGGGGAAGGCAGGCAGCCAGCCCUGCAGGAGGAGCCUCAGCCUGCGUCUGGACUCUGCCCUCUAGCACGGCAGCCUGGUGGGGCCCGGAGUGUGCAGUGACAAAGGACGGGCUCGUGCCUUUCUCUCUGGAGUCCAGACUAAGUGUAAUCACGGAGGGAGAAGCUAAGGCCAGAGGGAUCGGGCCUGGGCUAGGCCUGCCCUGGAGAUGUUGGUAUUCCUUGUGUCGCAGGCCUGGCUGCCUUUGCACUUGAAAUCCCAGCCUCCCCCACUAUUUAUAGCCCCAGGGGACCUGGCAGGGCGAUGUGGAGGCAGAAGGGAAAGUGGAAAGAACAAACUCAGAACCCUGGCUCAGACACUUGGUUUUGAGUGUUCGCUCUGCUGCUAAGGGACCACAUGACCGUAAACAAGUUAUUUUAUAUAGCCGAGCCUCAGUUUCCCCAUCUGUACAGUGAUGGUAAUAUCCAUAUAGCCCUUCUUAGAGGCAAUCUGAGAGUCAAAAGGAGGUGAAGUAACAAGUGCAGCUUCCUUCUGACUGGGCUCGCCUUGGGCUUCCCAAGUGCUGCCACCCCCAGGCUCCAGGCCCUGAGGUUUCUUGCGACAUAGUCACGGGCUUCCAGAAGGCAACGGCGGUUCUGUGUUAAACCUUUUUGAGCAGGAUCUGGAGUUAAGGCCUCAGUUAUGAAGGGACAGAUCAUCAAGGGACCAAGUUGAGACUGGCUGCAUGCCCCAGACAAGCCUUAUAAGUAGGUUCUGAAUUGGUGUGUGUGUAUGGACACACAUUUUCUAUGUAUUAUCCUUAAACAAUCCAGGCCCAGAAGACACGCGUGCAAAUUGUGUGAGCAUGUGUCUUAUUUAUAGUCCAAUUAAAGCCAAGAAUAAAGCGCAGAUGGGAAAUUCCCCCCUCAGAUUCCAGCUGUAAGUGCAGCAGAUGGAUGUUAUCACAUUAGGAUUUUCUUGUCUUAACAUUUUUCUUUACUGUUUCCCGCUAAUUGUCAACAUCCUCUUCACAAUAUGGAAAUGUGUGAGCUCUGUUCUCCCUACAGAUUCUCCCUUUGACACUUUAUUCCUCUUUUACUUGCCUUCUGAAACAGAGUUGGAUUUGACCCAUUUUGAAAUGUUGAAAACCUGUGAAGAGGCCUUCAAAAAUUUCAUGGAAAAUGCAUACUGUGGAAAACCUACAUGUGGAGUUCAAAAUGCCUGCACCAAGGCAAACUUACCUUUUGGUUUCAUUAUUCUGUGAAGUUUCUGAAGUCCCUUCAUUCUGGCAACCCUGGUCAGCCCGUAGGUUUAAGCCCUCUCUGUUGGCUGUGUAAGAAGCUGCCCUCCCACAGUCAACCAUCAGAGGGCAGUAUCCACAUUUGCUCUGCCAUCUGGUAGUGGGGUGAUUGUCUCUCUCCAUUUGAAAUGUUCUAAUGGACUUUUAGAAACAGAUGACAAAUUUUUUUUCAAAAGCCAUAUGAAUGUACAAUGCUUAGCUAUAUCUUGUUUUUGAAACCUGUUUCAUAAGUGGCUGUAAUUUUCACUGUUAAUCAGUGAGGCAAGUUCAUGAGCUGUGUUGUGGUUAGCUGACAGUCAAGGAAUUGAAAGAUUCCCCGAGAGAUGGUUCAUUCAAGAUAUAUUUACUGAGCACUUACUGUAUACCAAGCACUUGUGUUAGGGAUGCACGGUAAAUAAAAGCAGAUGGCCCAUGUCAGGGAGCUGCAGUCAUUCAUCAUAUAAGGUAAUAGUGGCCUGGGGAGAAGUAGAGCAGGUUAGUGAACACCUGGCAUGUUUGCAGUGGGAAGCAGAGUAGUCAGUGUUGGCCUCACUGGGGUGAGAUCUGAGGAAAGGCUGGAGGCUCUGGGGCUGGUGUUGUGGAGCAGCGGGUUAAGCUGCCGCUUAUGACUCCAGCACUCUGUGUAUGAGCACUGCUUCGAGUCCCAGCUGCUCUGCUUCCAGUCCGGCUCCCUGCUAGUUCACCUGGGAGGCAGCAGAUGGUGGCCCAAGUGUUUGGGUCCCUGCUACCCCUCUGGGAGAUGUGGAUGGAGUUCCAGGCUUCUGACUUGGGCCUGGCCCAGCCCCUGGCUGUUGUGGCCAUUUGGGGAGUGAACCAGUAGUUGGAAGAUCUCUUGUUGCUGUCUCUUUCUCUCUCCCUGUCACUCUUUCAAAUAAAUAAAUCUUUUAUUUAAAAAAAAAAAUUAAGCAGUUCUGCACAAAACAAACAUAACAAAAAAGACAGGAGGCAGGCGACUGAGCCACGUGCAGGUGAGGGCAGAGGUUCCACAAGGAGGGAGCAGCCACGCAGAGGCCUGAGCAGGUCCAUGCAGGUGGCGGAGCUGAGGGACAGCAAGGAAGCCAGCGUGGCAGGGCGUGGCAGGAACAGAGCGUGAGGUCUCCAUGCCGCCCGCCGCUCAGCAGUUCUUCUAGGGCGUCCCGGGCUGUGUGAAACCACGCUCUCUUGAGUUUCCUUUUACUUCGCGGUAGCGCCUCCCUCUGUUCAUCUUCUCAGUCUUAAAUGCUGCUCAGAUCCUGUUCCCUCACCUCCCUUCAUGUAUUCUCUCAAAGCCAAGGUCCUCCAUGACUCCAUCUUCAGUGGUCCCCGAGUUCUGUCAGCAGUGCCCACUCCUCAGGGGAGCCCUGACCCCAGGAUCGUCAUCAUCACCCCAGGGACUCUCAGGCCCUCCACCUGUGCGCAUGGCCAACACCCGCCCUGCAGUGGGCCCUUCUCUAGGCUGCACUUCCAUUUCCCCAUCUGGGGUCUGCUGGGGCUCAGGGCACACCACCCCAGAAUAUGCCUGUGGGAGACCAGAAUAUGCCACCCCAGCAUCUUCUCUGGCAUAUCCUGGGCUGGUUUUUCCGAGAAACCCAGAUACUGGAGUAGUUCUGAAAAGCUUUAUUUAGAGUCCUUUUGUAGAAAAGGGACAUUACAUUAGCAGAGGACCUGGGUCAAGAGGAGGGCAGCCCCUGACUCAGGGGAGAAGGACCUCCCCUGUGUGUGAGACCUCCUCAGCUCCCCACCGCCCCCCACAGCUGUCACCACUGCCCCCAGGAGCCCCCAGCCUCUGUUCUUGUCUGUAGCUCAGGCUGCCCUGUGAGCUUCCAUCACUAACCCUUCUUGUCUCUGGCUUGUGGGGCUUUCCAUGUGCGCCAACACAUAUCUAAGUGCAGGUUUUCUCUGGUUAACCUGGUUUAUGGCCAUUUAAUCUGUUGCCUAGACAAAGCCCCUCAGAAAGGUGGAUGGAAGGCGUGUUUUAUUCUCCUGCAGACCCCUCUCCCUUGGAACCUUGUUCCCCCAAACCAGAGAUGAGACUGUACUUCAACAGCUACCUGGAAAUGACGUUUGCAGGAGCUGGCGACAGGACGCCGUUUUUGUUGGUGAAUUUAGGCGACACUCCCCCCUCCCCCCGCCCCACUGAAGGCAGUUUGGCAGAGUGACUCAAUAUGAAGAGGAAGGAAAAGAUAGUAAAACAAGUUCUAUUUUCUUCCCAGCCUAAUGGUGGUCUUCUCUCAGGCCCCUCCACAGAGUAGGCCCAAGCUGUGUUUCUUCCCCAAGCAAGGGCAGAAUAAAAAUAGCUGAGGCUAAUCUAAGAGAUAGCAGACAGGAGUCUCAGCAGUGCUGUCAGGAAUGACGGCCUGCAGCCUGGGGUGAGGGGAGGGUGGGUGUUAUCACCCCCAAUGUCCCUUCAGUCCCCAACAGCAAGCCCAGGCAACACACCAAGAGCCCCGGGGACCGUGGCCAUGGGCAUGGUGUUGGUCAGUCUGUAUCUUUAAUGGGCUACUGUGCAGCAAUUAAAAUGCAGCCUUUGGUGGCAGAGGCCUGGGUUCUGACUAUCCUCUUCUCCAUCAUUUUCUCCUUGUCUGCAGCACAGGGACAGCCAAUGGCAGGGGCACUGGGAGGAACAGAGCACAAGAGGCUAGGCAGGUAGAGAUGCCCGCAUCCCACCUUGGAGUGCCUGGGUUCUGUCCUUGGCUCCAGGUCCUGAGUCCAGCUCCCUGCUGGGGUGGACCCUGAGAGGUAGCCAUGAUAGCUCAAGUGGUUCCUGCCACCUACACGGGAGACCUGGAUUGUCUUCUCAGCCUGACUGCAGCCAUUGCAGGCGUUUGCAAAGUGAGCUGGCUGGCGGAAGUUCUCUUUUGUCUUUCUCUCAAAUACAUUUUUAAAAGAAAAGGACUAAACCUAGACUGAGAGCACGUAAGGCGCCUCUCACACAGAACUCCAAUAGCUGCCAUGCUCAUUCCCAAACAAAAGUUGAGUGGCCUCAUUCCCCUUUCUCUUUUGGGCUUAACUUCAGGAAAACAGUGCUUAAGAUGAGAAGAGGCUGCUGGGCUUGGCAAGGAAACAGAAACCCAGGCUGGACUUUCUCAAACGGCUGAGAGCUGAGGGUAGGGCAGAGCAGGCCCCGGCCAACGGCCCUCCUUCCCAGUCCACAGGAAAAGCGAAUGGGUCACAUUAGCUCAGUGUGAAACGUUGUCUUUCCUAUUAUUUUUAAAUCAUUAUUUUCUCCCUCCUUCCCCGGAAGUCUUUUGAAAGGAAGAGUGACACAGAGAGAGAGAGUCAGAGAGAUCUUCCGUCUGCUGGUUCACUCCCUAAAUGACCACGAAGGCUGGGGUUGGGCCAGGCCAGAGCCAGGAGCCAGGAACUCCAUCUGGGUCUCCCAUGGGUGACAGGGUCUCAAGUACUUGGGCCAUCAUCUGCUGCCUUCCCAAGGGCAUCAGCAGGGAGCUGUAUCAGAAGUGGAGCAGCCAGAACUUGAACCAGCCCAGCAUCUAUAGGAGGAGGCCUGUGUUGGCAAGUAGCAGCUUAACCCACUACGCCACAGCGCCCGCCCCUCCCCUGCCAUCUUGUUUGAUGGCAAAGAGUUCUCCUCAGUGAAAUGAAUCCAGAGCAGCAAAUGACUAGAGGCUGCAAAACGAGCAAGGGACCAAUCAAGCUUCUAAAAAUAUUUAUUUAUUUAUUUAUUUAUUUUGGACAGGCAGAGUUAGACAGUGAGAGAGAGAGAGACAGGGAGAAAGGUCUUCCUUUUCUGUUAGUUCACCCCUCAAAUGGCCACUACGACCGGUGCGCUGCGGCUGGUGUGAUGUGCCUAUCCGAAGCCAGGAACCAGGUGCUUCCUCCUGGUCUCCCAUGCGGGUAUAGGGCCCAAGCACUUGGGCCAUCCUCCACUGCCUUCUUGGGCCACAGCAGAGAGCUAGACUGAAAGAGGAGCAACUGGGACAGAAUCCAGCGCCCCAACCGGGACUAGAACCCGGGGUGCCAGUGCCGCAGGUGGAGGAUUAGCCAAGUGAGCUGCGGCGCCAGCCGAUUUAUUUAAUUUUAAUUUGAGAGAGAGAGGUGACAGAGAGCUCCCUUCUGCUGGUUCAUUCCCCAGAUGCUCACAACAACUGGGGCUGAACCAGGACAAAGCCAGGAGCUAGGAACUCCAUCCAGGUCUUCCAUGUAGGUGACAGGGACCCAACUACUUGGGCCACCUCCUGCUGCCUCCCAGGGAGCACAGUAGCAGGAAGCAGGAUUGGAAGUGGAGGAGCCAGGACUCCAGUGUAGGAUUCAGGCAUCUCAAGUGCUGUGCCAGACACUUGCUGUGGCCUGUCACUUUUAAGCUAGUUGCUGGACUGAUAGGAAAGACAAGACUGCUCAUGGCAGGAGUUUCCAUCUCUACGAAGGGUGUUCCUGGUUUGCAUGGGCUGGCUCUUCCGAGCCCAUGAUGGAUUAGAGGACAGGGUAGCAGGGGCUGCUAGGCUGCGGGGCCCUUGGCUGCCUUCCUGAAUGCCCUCCUGCCGCACGCCUGUCCCACUACCUUCCUGAGUGUGUCCUGCAGCCAAUCUCCACGCUGGGCCUGGAAGACCCAAGAGUAAGCUUGCUGCAGCCUCACAAAUGAGCCUGUCAGGAGCCCAUCCCAGAGCCAGCAGACACACCCAAGAGUGGCCCAGGGGCCCGGGGAGCCCAGUGCUGUGAUUCCUCUAGGCCACCUAGAAGCAGCAGUUGGCAACACUUGGCGUGACGUUGAAGUUCGGAGUGUUAAGUUUGGGAUGCGAUCCUGAUGCGGAUGCAGUUACCCAGUGUUCACUGCGCGCCUCUUACCAUGUGUGUCCCACUCAACCCAGGAGCUCCAGGAGGUGGGUGGCGGUGUUGCCGCAGAAACAGUCAGGGCCCAGAAAGAAGCCCAGGCAAGUUCACACAGGCAGUCGCCAGGUGGACCUGGGCUUCAAAUCCAGGUGGGCUCCAGGGCCUCUGGAAUUCUCUCCACGGCAGGAAUGAGAGAGGCCAAGGAAGCUGGGGCUGAGGUGAAGGAUGGACAGGUGGGCGGGCAGUUAGAAGGACUGGUUCCUGUCCCUACUUAGGACAGUGACAGAGUAGAAGGGAGGGUGGAGUUGGAAGAUGGGGUGGUGCCUGUGUGAGGAAGCUGAGCCCUGAGCUCCACAUAAGCAAAGGAAGGAAUUCACUGGCUCACGUAGUAGAACAAUCCAGGCACCUUGCUCUCCAAGGCCUCAAAAGCGUGAGCAUAGAAUCACCAUAUGAUCCAGCCAUUGCACUUUGGAUACAGACCUAAAAGAACUGAGAGCGAAAACUAGAACAGAUCUUUGUACCCCUCUCUAUAUAGGAUUAUUCACAACAGCUAAAAGUGACCACAUAGCAACUGAAGGGUGAGCAGAAUAACCAAAUGAGGUGUAGACAUACGAUAGAAUAAUCAUCAGCCUUCACAAAGGAGCAGUGGGCUUUUCUGAAAAAAAAAAAAAAAAAAAAA
Lepus europaeus (European hare) is the source of this 8083-nucleotide messenger RNA. It is a transcript of the gene BNIP1, whose product is annotated as BCL2 interacting protein 1. Gene Ontology annotation, molecular function: SNAP receptor activity. NCBI's taxonomy places the organism in Eukaryota, Metazoa, Chordata, Mammalia, Lagomorpha, Leporidae. Gene Ontology annotation, biological process: retrograde vesicle-mediated transport, Golgi to endoplasmic reticulum. Gene Ontology annotation, cellular component: SNARE complex; endoplasmic reticulum. The coding region runs from base 32 to 718 and encodes 228 amino acids. The transcript is spliced from 6 exons. The record is from RefSeq and is a predicted model, not a curated record.